AUGUUUGUCUUGAAAGUGUUUUUCUAUAUUUUUCAUCUAAUUUCAUUUAUAAAUUUAAUCCAAUCACAAAUUAUAUGUCUUGAUAAUUCUAAUAUUACUUGCAAUUGUAAUUAUGAAAAACGUUUAGUAACUUGUAUUGAAAAUCAAGCAAGUGCUGAGACAUUUAUCGAUUGGUCAACAUUUUCAACAACUGAACAAAUCUAUGUUGCAUUUAGAUUUAUUAAUUUCACUCGUUUAACAACUCACACAUUUACAUCGUUUUCAUCACAAUUUUCUUCAUUUCGUGAAGUCAAUUUCACUUUUAUAAAUGGAAUUGAUGAAAUAUCAGAAAAUACUUUUGAAGUAUUGAAUUAUUUUACCAAUGUUCUAACUUAUAUUAGAUUUUAUUCACCAAGAAAUUAUCAACUUGCUGAUUAUGCCUUCAGUCAAAUAAAAUGUCAAGAACUGAUCAUUGACAAUAUUCAAUAUAAUGAUAUAAACAAUUCACCAUAUCAACUCAAUUUAAAAGCAUUUAUUAAUACAACUAUUGAUGAAAUAAGUAUUAUAAAUUCUAAAGAAGUUCAAUUGAUAUCCAAUCAAUCAUCGACUUUAUAUUGGACAAAUGUUUACUUUAAUAAUUGUUCCUUAACAAAUAUUGAUCUUCUUUAUGAUAGUUUAUCAGCUGAUCACUUAACUAAGUUAGAUUUAUCAUCUAGUGGCAUAGUUCAUUUUCCUUCUUUGGUUAAAUUUCCUUAUAUUACAACUCUUAAUUUGCGUGAUAAUUAUAUUUCGGAAAUUAGAUCCAAUUUAUUCACAAGUGAAAAUCUAAUAAAUGAAAUCGAUUUAUCACAAAAUCCAUUAAAAAGAAUCGAGCCUAAUGCAUUUAUUAAAUUGCAUUUUUUAACUUCUUUAAUUAUGGAUAAUACUCAUUUAAAAUCAUUGGAAACUGUAACAACUGAUAAUAAAGUCGUAUCAUUUUUGUCUCCAUUAAAUCAAACACUACGUUCUCUUGUUUUAUCACACAAUUUUCUUCGAAAUAUCGAUUUAUUACAAGAUUUUUCACAUCUACAAGUAUUACAAGUAGAAUACAAUUUAAUUGAAAAAAUAAAUGAAAAUACAUUUAAAAAUGCACGUGACCUUCAAACACUUGAUUUGAGUAAUAAUUUGAUUGAAUCAAUUCAUCCAUGGGUUUUUAAUCAUACACGUAUUGCAUCUCUUGUUCUAAGUUCGAAUCCAAUUUCUUCAUUAGAAACAACGAUAACAAUCUAUGAUGAACAAUCACAACCCAAAAAUCUAACAACUUCAUUUCUUUAUAGUGUGGCAUUGACUCUUACUGAGUUAACAUUAGCAAAAUGUACCCAUUUAUCUGAAAUAAAUUGGUUUGUAUUCACGAAAUUAAAAAAACUAUCAUUCUUAAAUCUUUCUGAAAUACCAAAAACGAACAGAUUUUGGCUAUUAGAACCUCGAGAUGGGACACUGAUCCCUGGUCUGCAUAAGUGA
Adineta ricciae is the source of this 1479-nucleotide messenger RNA. The record is from the annotation of a GenBank genome assembly. NCBI's taxonomy places the organism in Eukaryota, Metazoa, Rotifera, Eurotatoria, Adinetida, Adinetidae.